AUGGGGCUGGUCUUGGCACGUGUCGAGUCACCUCUUUGGGCUCGCGUAGGAACUGCGCAAUUGCCAGCACUGAAACAAAUCAUUUUCUCUCUCCAGAUGAUUAUAGAUGACGGCAUGGUUACCUAUCAUAUUUGGACCUGCAACGUCCGCUCGGAACACGGGCCACUGGGUGGUGGCCGCCAGAAUCAGCAUGGAUACCUAAAAAGAAGGGGCGCAGACGUUCUGGAUCGCAAAAACAGAGUUUCGCACAGGAUCGUCCUGGUUGUUGCCAAAGUUUAUCGGCAAACCGGCACGGGCGGCACUCGGAACCGAGCCCUGAACUGUGACUGGGUGUCAUGA
Messenger RNA from Aspergillus luchuensis, 339 nucleotides. RefSeq lists its product as uncharacterized. The record is from RefSeq and is a predicted model, not a curated record. The transcript has a single exon. Bases 1 to 339 code for a protein of 112 amino acids. Lineage: Eukaryota; Fungi; Ascomycota; Eurotiomycetes; Eurotiales; Aspergillaceae.